Messenger RNA from Papilio polytes (common Mormon), 3846 nucleotides. RefSeq names its product adenylate cyclase type 8 (gene Adcy8). The coding region runs from base 265 to 3846 and encodes 1193 amino acids. The record is from RefSeq and is a predicted model, not a curated record. NCBI's taxonomy places the organism in Eukaryota, Metazoa, Arthropoda, Insecta, Lepidoptera, Papilionidae. Gene Ontology annotation, molecular function: adenylate cyclase activity. The transcript has 29 exons. Gene Ontology annotation, cellular component: plasma membrane. Gene Ontology annotation, biological process: cAMP biosynthetic process; intracellular signal transduction; adenylate cyclase-activating G protein-coupled receptor signaling pathway.
UGUUAGAAUUUGUUGAUAAUUAUUUAAAGUUUUUGAACUCACUCGUAUAAUAGUGUUUGGUUUAUACUUUGUGCUUUUAAUUCGUAUGUUUAUGAACGUGUUUUUAUUUAAUAUUAAAUGUGAGUGGGUAUAGAUUGACAUUUUAUCCUCACUAGUGUCAUGGUGAUACGGAAAAGUUUACCUUGUGCGUGUGAAGGACAUGGGUCGGCAAAUAUUUUGACAGGUGUUUUAUUGUAGAUUAUAAUGUGAAUUGAAGAGGAAACGAUGCCGUCUUCUGACACUCGACCGCCGGGUCGUGCCUGGCUGGAGACAAUGGUGGAGCUGCCGUCGGGCGUUGGGGACGACCCUCCAGAUGUAGUGCCACAAGUUGGUCUAUGCUGCGAGGCGGUGCGGGAGGGGAGGGAGGGAGAGGGAGAUGUGGCACCUGAUGGAGAGCGACUGCCCGGUGAUGGGGCUAGCUGCUCCGCACCUGAUGACCAGCACCGUGUUAGUGAAGAAGACGGUUCUUCAACUAGUCCCCGUAACAGCAUCGACCCAUUUCGUACUGAGAGUGAUCCAGUGUCAUCUGAAUCAAUCUUGAGGACUGGACGGUACUACAAAGGGAUAUUUUGGCCUUCAAUAACAAAUAGCUUUAAAGAUGAAACAGUGGAGUUGUCAUACCAGCGGUAUUCUAGACGUCAGCGUCAGAAAUCUCUCAUUAUGGUGAACGUCGUGGACCUCGCACUAAAGAUAUGCUUGUCGUUAAUUUAUACGCUCACCAAUAGAAAUGACAUUGAAUCGGUGGCGGAUGGGUACCAGAUCGCGUGGACGGUGGCAUUCGCUUGUCUCAAUGUAGCUGUCUGUAUGCUUGGCUGCUGGCGGUGCUUCGCCAACAACUACCUACACUGGGCCGCCGCCGCCACAUGGAUACUACUUAUAGCACAAGGUUUAAGUGGUCAAGGCAUUGGUUUCCAAGCGCCAGAGAACCAAGUGUGGUAUAUGUUGUUCAUCAUCUUCGCGCCGUACGCCAUGUUGCCGCUUUCGCUGGGCUGGUGCAUUGUCAUCGGUCUGCUGUCCUCCGUGUCGCACGUCCUCGCCACCGCCGUCGUCAUUAAAGAUAUUAUGAAUAGCAGCACUGAAGUAGCUCAAUCUUGCGCGCUGCGAUUACUAAUCGCCAACGCAUUGCUGUAUAAUGCAGUGAACUUCGCGGGAAUGUACGCCAAGUAUCUGACGGACUGGGGACAGCGCAAAGCGUUCCUAGAGACGCAUCGCUCCAUGGUCACCCGACAGAGAACUAAACGAGAGAGUGAUCGACAAUGGAAACUUUUUCAAAGUGUGAUACCAGACUUCUUAGCGAAGGAGAUCUACAGCCAUGUGUCCAGAGUGAAGGGGGAAUUCCAAGAGCAACAGUUCAAUAAUCUCUAUAUUCAGAGGCACGAAAAUGUCUCGAUACUAUUUGCUGACAUAAAAGGAUUUACAGAACUGUCAAGUAAAUGUAAUGCUCAAGAGUUAGUGAAGAUAUUGAACGAGCUAUUUGCACGCUUUGAUAGACUAGCAUCGGAGAACCACUGCCUUCGCAUCAAGUUGCUGGGCGACUGCUACUUCUGUGUGAGCGGGCUGCCGGAGCGCCGCACCAACCACGCCUACUGCUGCGUCAACAUGGGUCUCCACAUGAUACGUGCUAUUCGCGAUGUGCGAUACAAUGCUCAGGUGGACCUGGACAUGCGUAUCGGCGUGCACAGCGGCGCGGUGCUGUGCGGCGUGCUGGGCCUCCUCAAGUGGCAGUUCGACUUGUGGUCGCUCGACGUCAACAUCGCCAACCAUAUGGAAAGUGGAGGCUUGCCCGGGCGGGUGCACAUAUCGUCAGCAACGCUGGAGUGUCUCAAUGGCACGUUCGAGGUGGAAGCGGGCGAGGGCGAGACGCGCGACCCGCGUCUGCGCGAGCUCGGCCUCUCCACAUACCUCAUUAAAUCCUCCGAGCAGCCGCGCAGGACGCGCCAUCGCUCCAGACCCAACUGCAUUCAAGUGGUUCAGCAAUCCUCUUGCGAGACACCGCGUCGCACUAGCAGCAGCAUUGAUGACGAGACCACGACAGACUGGACGCCAGAACUGCCAUUUCAAAGCUACUUUUCGAGUACUUCAGCCAUAGUGACUCGCCUGCCGCGUCUGAUCAAACACGAGGAUGCAGAGCAGGGGCAAGAUAUUGAAAUUACGUCAAUGUCUGAUGAGGACGAUAUAAUAAACCACUCUAUCGAGGUGAGCAGCAACCGGCGCAUGCGGCUGGACAACAUGCGCGCGUGGUCGCUGCGCUUCCGGCGCGCCUCGCUCGAGCAGCGCUUCGCCAGCCAGGACGAGCGCACCUUCAAGUCCAACGUCAUGUGCUGCCUCGUGCUCUGGCUCUUCAUACUUGCCGUGCAAUACGUCAUACAUUUCAACUGCUGGCGACUGGUGGCGACGCUUGGCAUAAUGACAGCGCCACUGGUACUUUCGUUCUGUCUGGUGAUGGCAGAGGAGUUCCCCGGCGUGGCGCCGCGCCUCGCCCGUGCCUCCGCCGCGCUCGGCCGCACGCGGCUCCGUCGCAAUCUGCACAUCUGCUGCUUCGUUACUAUCAUGUCUAUUUCUAGCACUUCUAAGCUAUACAUCUGUCCGUCUUCGUUCCGGAACGCGACGAGUACGUUGGCGAGACCGAACAUGACGGGCACGGAGCGUGAGCGCGGGGGCGAGUGCUACCGGCCCGAGUACGUCGUCUUCACGUGGAUUCUUUGCCUGGUCGCGCUAACCUCUAUCCUCAAGCUGUACUACCUCAUCAAGACGCUGCUGGCCGUACUCAAUGUAGCAAUGUUCUCGGUACUACUGCUACUAUACUACAACGAGUACGCCUUUGAUACUUUAAACAGAAACACCCAGCUACCAUUCUACGUGCAGAUGUUGAUCUUGAUGGUGAUGUUCCUGGUGAUGGUGGUGUACCACGCGAGGCUGGUAGAGGUGACUUCGCGGCUGGACCUGCUGUGGCGGCUGCAGGCGCAGACCGACCUCGCGGAGAUGCGCGACACGCAGCGCACCAACCGGCACCUGCUCAAGCACAUCCUGCCAGACCACGUCGUCGCUCACUUCCUUGCCAAGGACCGAUGCCCGGAUGAGCUAUAUUCGCAAUGGCGAGACGAAGUAGGCGUGAUGUUCGCGGGUAUUCCCAACUUUCACGAGUUCUACUCCGAGCAGAAGGCCAUCGACUGCAUGCGCCUGCUCAACGAAAUAAUUUUUGACUUUGACAAACUGCUGAUGCAGCCAAGAUUCAAGAGCAUAGAGAAGAUCAAAACUAUCGGCGCGACGUACAUGGCGGCUUCCGGUCUUAAUCCUAAUCACAGAAGCGGACAGGACGAAUGCGAGCACCUGUGUGCGCUGGUGGACUACGCAUUCGCGCUGCGCGAGGCGCUCGACGACAUCAACAAGCACAGCUUCAACAAGUUCCGUUUGCGAAUCGGCAUAAGCUGCGGGCCGCUGGUGGGCGGUGUGAUUGGCGCACGAAAGCCUGUCUAUGACAUCUGGGGCAACACCGUCAACGAGGCCUCGCGCAUGGAGAGCACCGGCGCCAUGGACCGCAUACAGGUCACCAAGUACACCAAGCAGGUGCUGGAGCGCCGCGGGUACGGACUGGAGCCGCGCGGGCCAGUGGAGGUGAAGGGCAAGGGGCGCAUGACCGAGGGCUCGGUGGCCUCGGUGGCCAACGGCACGCCGGGCUCUUUCCGCUUCCGUUCCGUCACCACCGCCUCCUUCUUCCGCAGCCGCAACAGGGACAGGAAGAACAAGGAGCAAGUGGAUGAGGAUGCCAAAGAGAACGGCGACACAAACGUAACUACGAGAAUGUAA